Messenger RNA from Spea bombifrons (plains spadefoot toad), 915 nucleotides. It is a transcript of the gene HSPB6, whose product is annotated as heat shock protein family B (small) member 6. The record is from RefSeq and is a predicted model, not a curated record. Bases 1 to 498 code for a protein of 165 amino acids. Lineage: Eukaryota; Metazoa; Chordata; Amphibia; Anura; Pelobatidae. Gene Ontology annotation, molecular function: structural constituent of eye lens; protein folding chaperone. Gene Ontology annotation, biological process: protein refolding; response to heat. The transcript has 3 exons.
AUGGACAUUACAAUCCACCACCCAUGGAUGCGGCGCCCCGUGCUGGCCCCCCCGCUCUUCCCCAGCCGAAUAUUGGGACAGAGGUUUGGAGAAGGGGUUCUGGAGUCCGACCUGCUGCCUGCCAUGCCCUUGAGCUUCAGCCCGUAUUACCGUUCGCCCAGCUUCACGCCGCAGUACGAAACCGGACUCUCUGAGGUAAAGCUGGACAAGGAUCAGUUCUCUGUGGUGCUGGAUGUAAAGCACUUCUCGCCCGAGGAGCUGACGGUCAAGGUCGUGGGGGAUUCCGUGGAGGUUCAUGCCAAGCACGAGGAGCGGCAGGAUGAACACGGCUUCAUCUCUCGCGAGUUUCACCGCCGGUAUAAGAUCCCAUCCACUGUGAAACCAGAAGCGAUCACCUCCGCCUUGUCUGCCGACGGGCUCCUGUCCAUCCACGCCCCCGUCGUCGAGGCCAUUAAAUCGGAAGAGAGGAGCGUGCCCAUAGCAAGAGAGAAGAAAUGAGUCUGCAUACGGCCGUCAAAGCCCCCGACUGUUAACGUACCCUAGUUAUUCCUCGGCUUCUAAACAUCCAACAACCUCCGCAGCUUUGGGAAGCAGCCGAACUCCUCAGCCUCGAGAAUCGAAAGCAAGAAAACCGGAACGCUAAAUCGCAGAGACGCACAGAGAAACGCAGCGCAGAGAAGCUCGCUCCGUUCCGGAAUGCUCCGCGUACGUCAGCCGCUUGCAGACUUAACAUUAACCGGGAUAUAUUAAUAAAGAUGUCUGUCCGGGGGGAGAAUACAGCAGUCGGAGGAUUCGAUGUGUUUCUUUAAAUGCCUACAUGUUCUUUUUUUUUUAACCAUUUGUAUUCGCUGAGAGCCCCGCUGACGCUUUAUAUAUAUAAACGCUGAUUUAUUAAAUGUUAGAUAUCCAGCUCUA